Messenger RNA from Carassius gibelio (silver crucian carp), 2498 nucleotides. RefSeq names its product opsin-5. Bases 299 to 1498 code for a protein of 399 amino acids. Gene Ontology annotation, molecular function: G protein-coupled receptor activity. Lineage: Eukaryota; Metazoa; Chordata; Actinopteri; Cypriniformes; Cyprinidae. The record is from RefSeq and is a predicted model, not a curated record. Gene Ontology annotation, biological process: G protein-coupled receptor signaling pathway; visual perception. Gene Ontology annotation, cellular component: membrane. The transcript has 7 exons.
GAAUGAGUGAGUCCAGCCCAAUGCACAGCACACCUCUGCAACUGUCUGACCGAACUGUCCUUACUCCUGUGUGGAUGCAUGUGUGAAUGCACAUUUCUCCAUCAGUGUGUGUCUGUGUGUGUGUCAGAUGCUAGCUUGCUCCGCGCCGGGUCUCUCCGAGCUCCAGCGCUCUUUCUGCCUCAGCCUGAGGACGGACACGUCUCGUCUCUCCUGCUGAAGUUGGGCUGCUGGUGCUUUUGCCCUGGAACACCUCUGGCCUCCAUGAGUGCAGCUGAGGAAACCCAGCUCUCCCUGGAAGAUGGGAAAUACCACGGAAACUUCCCAUUUUGUUUCCAAAAUCCCAAAGGAGCACGAUGUCUUCAUGGGUUCUUUAUACACAACCUUCUGUAUUCUGUCACUCUUGGGAAAUGGCAUCCUGCUCCUUGUUGCGUAUCGUAAGAGAUCAUCUCUCAAGCCGGCGGAAUUCUUCAUCAUAAAUUUAUCUAUUAGUGACCUGGGGAUGACAGUUACUCUCUUUCCCUUGGCGAUUCCAUCCACCUUUGCUCACAAGUGGCUGUUUGGAGAGCUGACAUGUUUAUACUAUGCUGUAUGUGGUGUCCUCUUCGGCUUAUCCAGCCUGACAAAUCUCACCGCACUGUCGUCCGUCUGCUGCCUCAAAGUCUGCUUCCCAAACUAUGGUAACAAAUUCUCCUACUCUCAUGCCUGUCUGAUGAUAGUGGGGGUGUGGUGCUAUGCCAUGGUGUUUGCUGUGGGUCCCUUGGCAAAUUGGGGUCACUAUGGCCCUGAACCUUAUGGAACAGCAUGCUGCAUAGACUGGUAUGCACCAGGCCAGGAUGCUCUGUCCAUGUCCUACAUUAUAUGUCUCUUCCUCUUCUGCUAUGCCCUGCCUCUUGCCAUCAUCCUCCUCUCCUACAUACUGAUUCUCAUCACUGUACGAGGGUCACGUCAGGCAGUACAGAAACAUGUGUCACCACAGACCAAGACAACAAAUGCCCAUAUCCUUAUUGUGAAGCUCUCAGUGGCGGUGUGCAUCGGUUUCCUGACUGCCUGGAGCCCUUAUGCUGUUGUGGCAAUGUGGGCUGCAUUUGUGGAACCCAGUAAAGUUCCCCCUUUAGCCUUUGCAUUAGCAGCUAUCUUUGCAAAAUCCUCCACCAUCUACAACCCUGUGGUGUACCUUGUAUUUAAGCCCAACUUUCGCAAAUCUCUGAGCAGGGACACCGCUCGAAUUCGAAAACGAAUAUGUUCCAGCCCAUGCAAAGGAAGCCCUGUGCCUGGUGAGAAGGAUCUUCAACGGAAAACAUCUCUACGUUGCAACAAAGAUGCUAGCAAUUCCACUCGACUCUCCAAUGGCUUGGUGGACAGUCUUCAUUGCACAGAGGCGGACCCUCAUUGUCAACAGACCCCACCUCAAACGACUGCCUGUGUGUUGAUCGGUACAUCCUACAGCAAGGUGACUGUGAGUCAGCUGCCGGAGAAGAUGCAAGCUGACCUUCUGUGAAGGCCCUGUAGGCUCUCGUCAUGCCAGCAAUAGGACAAAUGUGAGGAAUAGAUGGAUGGGCAGCCUUAAAAUGAAACUUAUGGCCACUAGAGAUAAGAUUAAUGUGUCAGAGACAAACUGUGGUCACUUCUGAUACUUAUGUCACGUAUUAGGGGCUGCAAAAUAAUUGACCCUGCACUAAGUCCUGCCUUAAAAAGGUUACUGACCAGUACUACCACAGCAGCGGUCUGCAGUUGUUUCAGACUAGCUUGUGCUAUUUUACUGAAAGUCUAUUCACAGAGAUUUGUGAUUUAUUCAACUGUGAAAAAUAACAAAAGUUGAGUUACAUGAGUUAAGCAGCUGCAAAACAUGUUGGGGUUUUCUUAACUUCUAUAGUUAGUUGUAUCAAGUAGUUUUUGAGGUAGAGUGGUUGUUUAUUAUUAUUUUAAGCUAAAUCAAGCUUCCUAAGCAAAAACAUCUGACACAACCUUGAGAAUUUGUUGAACUUUGAUUAUACGGUUGAAUAAAAUAUCAGUAUAACUUUAAAUUAUAAUAACAUACAUUUUCUAAAUGUGUGUUAUUGAUGUUACUGUGAACAAUUUAUCCUUGCAUAUGUAAAGAAAAAAUAAUAGUUUUUUGACACUGUAAUUUUUAAUCAAGUGGUCUCAAUGAAUGAAAAUGCCUCAAUAUUCUGUAGAAUCAACAAAGCUGGAAUUCACCAUUUUCAUCAUUUUGUAAUCACUUAAACCCUGACCGAUUCUUACAAUCAUAUCUUCCUCCUUCUAGACAGGAUACUCAAAUGUAUGUCACAAUACAGAAAAAAAGGAGAAAAGUUUCUACAACUUUAUAGCCCUGAAAGUUAAUCAACUUAAAAUUGCUUCACUGUUGAUAUAUAUACAGUUUCAAAGAACUGGGCAAACCUAAACAAGAGGAACACUAAUCACACUAAUUAUGACUGGUGAAUGGUAAUGGUUUAAAAAUGUAAAACAUCAAAAACACAAAUAUAUUGUCAACAUUUAAU